Messenger RNA from Pseudomyrmex gracilis, 558 nucleotides. RefSeq lists its product as uncharacterized. The record is from RefSeq and is a predicted model, not a curated record. NCBI's taxonomy places the organism in Eukaryota, Metazoa, Arthropoda, Insecta, Hymenoptera, Formicidae. The transcript has a single exon. The coding region runs from base 1 to 558 and encodes 185 amino acids.
AUGCACGGAAGCUGGAGCAUGCAACCGUUCGAGCUAUUCGCCGCAAAUGGAACGCAGAUACGGACAUUCGGGAUCACAGUACUUCAGCCGAUUCUAGGAUUGAGACGGGCAUUCCCAUGGCGUUUCAUUAUUGCAGACGUGGAACAACCGAUCAUCGGCGCAGAUUUCUUAGCCUACUACCAUUUAUUGACAGACGUCACUAAAAAGAGGUUAAUCGACGGCAAGACAGGAUUACACGUCUCUGGUACCACGAGCUACGCAGCAACAGUCGCAGUCAAGUUAGUCAAAGACGACUCACGCUACCAUAAGAUCAUUUCACAAUUCCCGGGAAUAACGCGACCAGGAGGGAUACAAAAGCCAACCAAGCACGCAACGGAGCACCACAUUGCGACAACACCGGGACAGCCCGAAGCAUGCCGACCGAGACGCUUAGCACCAGAUAAGCUCAAGGCAGCUAAAGCAGAAUUUGACCUACUUCUUCAGGAAGAAAUCAUCAGGGCUUCAAAGAGCCCAUGGGCAGCUCCACUUCAUAUGGUUCCAAAAAGAGGAGAAGCGUGA